Eimeria tenella is the source of this 228-nucleotide messenger RNA. RefSeq lists its product as uncharacterized. The coding region runs from base 1 to 228 and encodes 75 amino acids. The record is from RefSeq and is a predicted model, not a curated record. The transcript has a single exon. Lineage: Eukaryota; Apicomplexa; Conoidasida; Eucoccidiorida; Eimeriidae.
AUGAAAGAAACAAAAGAAACAAAUGGCAGCAAUUGGGAAGACUCAGAAGAAACUGCUGCUUUCAACAAACUCAAACUGCUGCGCAAAGCCGCGCAGCUGAAAGCCCCCAGAGUGAAGGAAGAGAGGAACGACGAGCAGCAGCAGCAGCACCAGCAGCAGCUGCUGCAGCUGCAACAGCAGCAGCAGCAGCAGAAGCAGGAUGCGGCAAAGCCUCCCAAGGGCGAGUGA